Salvia miltiorrhiza (redroot sage) is the source of this 755-nucleotide messenger RNA. Its product is annotated as histone H3.3. The coding region runs from base 159 to 569 and encodes 136 amino acids. The record is from RefSeq and is a predicted model, not a curated record. The transcript has 3 exons. Gene Ontology annotation, molecular function: structural constituent of chromatin; protein heterodimerization activity; DNA binding. Gene Ontology annotation, cellular component: nucleosome. Lineage: Eukaryota; Viridiplantae; Streptophyta; Magnoliopsida; Lamiales; Lamiaceae.
CAAGUCACGGAUCCUCACGACUUCUCAAAUUGCCGUUGUAAAAAAGACAAUAACUCCACGUUUCAAAACAGACCUACACCCCACCCCCUAUAUAUACCCCCGCCCCUCUAAAUUUUUGCGAUAAGCACCAAGUUUCUGAAUUUUCAAAUUCUCAAGUGAUGGCUCGUACGAAGCAGACCGCUCGUAAAUCUACCGGUGGAAAGGCCCCAAGGAAGCAGCUUGCUACCAAGGCUGCGAGGAAAUCAGCUCCGACUACCGGCGGAGUGAAGAAGCCCCACCGCUACCGCCCUGGAACCGUCGCUCUUCGUGAAAUCCGGAAAUACCAGAAGAGCACGGAGCUUCUAAUCCGCAAGCUACCGUUCCAGCGAUUGGUUCGUGAAAUCGCUCAGGAUUUCAAGACUGAUUUGAGGUUCCAGAGCCACGCUGUGCUGGCGCUGCAGGAGGCGGCGGAGGCGUAUUUGGUGGGGCUAUUUGAGGAUACAAAUCUGUGCGCGAUUCACGCGAAGAGGGUCACCAUCAUGCCCAAGGAUAUCCAGCUUGCUAGGCGGAUUCGCGGCGAGCGUGCUUGAUUUGGUGGUUAAUGCAAUUUGAUUUAGGGUUUCUAGUAGUAUUAGAUAGAAGUUAAUAGUUUGGUUUUUAUCGUUUUCUAGACUGUGUCCUGAGGAUAGGGCAUUAUAGGCAUAAUGUGGUUGGGAUUUUAUAAUUGUUUUCUGUAAAUUUUUACAGAUUCUACUCAAGAAAUUGUUUUUUGCUUA